Molecule: messenger RNA, 633 nt
Organism: Durusdinium trenchii
Lineage: Eukaryota; Dinophyceae; Suessiales; Symbiodiniaceae
Source: the annotation of a GenBank genome assembly
AUGCAGGAGAGGCAAGGGUCCAGAGCAAUGAAGAACCUCAACAAUUUGGUCAAGGAUGUCCUGAUCCGUUGGAGUCUUCAGCAGGUGACAUCUGCUGGCGUCGCCACAGUGGAGGUUCUAGAUGUUUGCAGCGGACGUGGGGGCGACCAAAUGAAGUUCCUGCAGGCCCCCAUUUCCACCGUCAGGCUUUGCUACAAUGCUGUGGAUAUUGCAGAGGCGCAGAUCCUUGAGGCGCAGAAGCGCCUCCGACAGCGCCUGCCGCUAGAGUGGCUAGAGAGCUGCCGCUUCUUUAUUGGAGAUGUAACCUUGUUGGCACCAACCCUGCCUGAUGAACCCUUGCCGUGGCAGCACAUCGUUUCGAUUCAGUUUGCGCUGCAUUAUGCCUUCAAAUCGAAAGCAUCAGCAAGAAGUUUUCUGCACAAUGCUACAGGCCGCCUAUGUGGCGGAGGGCUGUUGAUCAUCACAACUGUAGACUCGUCCAAGAUCGGAGAGUUUGCAAGGCAAGCAGCGGAGAAGCAGGAAUUCGUAUUCAAGAAUGAGCUGGCAAAGAUCAGCUUCGAUGAGGUUAGCCUACCCAGGUGCGACUUGGAUUCCAAGGUUUGGCUUGGGCUAUCGAUUCGACCUCACAGGUGA